Messenger RNA from Argentina anserina (silverweed cinquefoil), 8165 nucleotides. RefSeq lists its product as uncharacterized. NCBI's taxonomy places the organism in Eukaryota, Viridiplantae, Streptophyta, Magnoliopsida, Rosales, Rosaceae. The record is from RefSeq and is a predicted model, not a curated record. The coding region runs from base 257 to 7723 and encodes 2488 amino acids. The transcript is spliced from 9 exons.
CUCUCAGCUCAUUUUUCGUUUUCCUCCCUCUUUCUCCUUUCUCCUGUUUCCGGCGACACCGUAGGGCUUCUUCUAUCUCACGCCUUCGUAACCCCGGCGCACCGCCGUUCUCUCUAUCUUUACGCUCCCGGAGGGUUGGAGAGGGGGACUCUCUAGGGUUUGGUUAAAUCGAUUGGUGUGGAUUGAAUAUUUAGGGGCGGGGCGGGAGCCUUAGGGUUAGGGUUUUUGAUGCGUUGGCGAAUUGGAUCAUACUCUGAUGGCUAAUCCCGGUGUCGGGGCAAAGUUUGUAUCGGUUAAUCUCAACAAAUCCUAUGGCCAGCCUUCUCAUCACAGCCACAACCACCACCACCAUCAGCCGCAUCCUAGCUCCUUCGGCUCCAGUCGGUCCAGGCCCGGCGGUGGAGGAAUGGUGGUCCUUUCGAGGCCUCGCAGUGCGCACAAGGCUGGGCCGAAGCUUUCUGUACCACCCCCCUUGAAUCUCCCUUCGCUGCGCAAAGAGCACGAGAGAUUUGAUUCUGCAGGCCCCGGUGGCGGGCCAGCCGGCGGAGGGGUCUCUGGGAGUGGGCUGAGGCCGAAUUCGGCCGGAAUGGGGUGGACCAAGCCCACUGCUGCUGCUCCUGUUGCGUUGCCGGAGAAAGAAGGGUUGGGUGAUCAUGGAGGUGAUGGAGCUGAGCAUAGUAGGGGGAGCAGUGUUUAUAUGCCACCGGCAGCUCGGCCUGGUUCAGUGGGACCGAUUUCUACUGCCUCUUCUGCUCCAGCUCAUCAUUCGGUGGAGAAAGCCAUGCUCUUAAGGGGUGAGGAUUUCCCUUCUCUGCAGGCUGCUACUUUGCCUUCUGCGUCAGGGCCUGCACAGAAGCAGAAGGAUGGUCUGAACCAAAAACAGAGGCAAGUGCAUGAUGAAUCACAAAGUGAGCAGAGAAGCAGUGGUCAUUCUAGUAUGGUUGUUGACAUGCGCCCGCAGUUGCAGGCAUCAGGCCGUGGUACAGGCAGUGCACUGAACGACAACGGGAGUGAGAGUCGGAGUUUUAGUGGUAAUAGAGUAUCAGAGCAAACACGGAAGCAGGACGACUACUUUCCCGGUCCCUUGCCACUAGUUCGGUUGAAUCCAAGAUCAGAUUGGGCAGAUGACGAGCGUGAUACGGGUCAUGGUUUCACAGACCGAGGCAGAGACCAUGGAUUCUCAAACCCAGAAUCUUAUUGGGAUAGGGAUUUUGAUAUGCCGAGAAUUAGUGUUCUUCCGCACAAGCUAGUAAAUAACCUCUCUGAGAGACGGGGUUUGCGUGACAAUGAAACUGGAAAGGUUUCUUCCAGUGAAGUCCCUAGGCUGGACCAAUAUUCUAGAGAUGUAAGAACACCUAGUAGAGAAGAAAGGGAAGGAAGCUCAUGGAGAAAUGCUACUCCUUCAAAAGAUGGAAAUACUGAUCAAGUUGGAAAUGACAGAAAUGGUUUUGGUGUUGGGCCAUCCAGUCUAAACAGAGAGGCAGUUAAUGAAAACAAGCAUAAAUUGAUCCCUUACCAAGAAAAUACUCGAGAUGGUUUCGGUAGAAUUAAUGCAGGGUAUAAUCAUGGAGGGAGACAAACUUGGAACAAUGCUAUGGAUUCACAUACAAACCGAGGGUCUGAGUGGAAUAAACGGGACCAUUAUGGCAGUGAACAGAAGAACAGAUACAGAACUGAUGCCGUGCAGAAUAGUUCAGUGUCCAAACCCUUAUACUCUUUGGGUGGUAGAGGACUUCCUGUGAAUGAUCCAUUACUCAAUUUUGGAAGGGAGAAGCGUCAAUUCUCAAAGAGUGAAAAGCCUUAUGUGGAAGACUUUGGAGGUACAGAUUUUGACACCCGGGAUCCCUUCUCUGGGGGUCUUCUAGGUGUGGUUAAAAAGAAGAAGGAUGUGACUAGGCAAACUGAUUUUCAUGAUCCUGUUAGAGAAUCUUUUGAGGCUGAACUUGAGAGGGUUCAGAAAAUGCAAGAACAGGAGCGCCAGCGAAUCCUUGAAGAACAAGAAAAAGCUUUAGAGUUAGCUCGACGAGAAGAGGAGGAGAGAGUAAGGCUGGCUAAGGAACAUAUAGAGAGGCAGAGAAGGUUGGAAGAAGAAGCUAGGGAAGCAGCAUGGAGAGCAGAACAAGAACAACUUGAAGCCGUGCGAAGAGCUGAAGAGCAGAGAGUAGCCAGGGAAGAGGAGAAAAGGAGGUUGUUUAUGGAGGAAGAAAGAAGGAAGUAUGCUGCUAAGCAGAAGCUUAUAGAAUUGGAGGAGAGGAUUGCCAAGAGGAAGGCUGAAACAGCAAAGGCUGGUGGUAAUUCUUUGACCGCUGCGGAUGAAAACUUUUCUAGGAUGGUCAAUGACAAAGAUGUCUCAAGGGAUGUUGGUGACUGGGAGGAUGGUGAAAGAAUGGUGGAGAGGAUAACAGCCUCGGCAUCUUCUGAUUCUAGUUUAAACAGGUCCUUUGAGAUGGGUUCUAGGUCUCACUUACCUAGAGAUAGUUCUGCUUUUGUGGAUGGUGGAAAACCUGUUAAUUCAUGGAGAAGAGAUGUGUAUGAGAAUGGGAACAACUCGGCAAUACUUCUACAAGAUCAAGACAACGGUCAUCAUAGUCUGCGAAGAGAUAGAGAUUCACCUGUCGGUGGAAGAACUCAGUCAAGGAAAGAGCUCUAUGGAGGCAGUGGAUUGAUGUCUUCUAGGACUUAUCAUAAAGGAGAGGUUGCAGAAUCUCACAUGGAUGACAUCUCUCAUUUAAGGGGGCAAAGGUGGAAUCUUUCAGGGGAUGCGGAUCAUUAUAGCAAAAACAUGGAGAUUGAGUCUGAUUUUCAUGAUAACUUUUCUGCAAAGUUCAAUGAUGUUGGAUGGGGGCAAGGCCGAGUCCAUGGCAGUCCUUAUCCUCCUUACCCUGAACCACUAUAUCCAAAUUCUGAUGCAGAUGGGCCUUAUUCCUUUGGCAGGUCACGGUAUUCCAUGAGGCAGCCUCGUGUCCUUCCACCUCCAUCACUAUCUUCUAUGCCCAGACCCUCCUACAGGGGUGAACUGGAUCGUCCUGGUCCCUCAGCUUUUUCAGAAAACGAGAUGCAGUAUAUCCGUGCAGUGGGAAGUGAAUCUACGGUGCAGACAGGUUGUGAUGGGAGUCGGCCAGAGAAUCUUGGACAACCAAGAAUUGUUGAUGUCAAACGAGAAAAUGCUGCGAAUGUGGAACAAAAGCUGGACACCACUCCAAGGUGUGACUCACAGUCAUCUCUCUCUGUGUCUAGCCCCCCUAGUUCUCCAACUCCUCUUUCCCAUGAUGACUUGGAUGAAUCCAAAGAUUCAUCAGUUUUAUCUGCCCCAGGGAGUGGUAGAAAUGUUUCCCUUCUUGGUCAGGAGAACGAAGCCCUUGUAUUACCUACUGAACCUGGAAGGGAGUCAAGUUCUGUCUCUAUUGGUGAUGAUGAGGAAUGGGCUGUUGAGAAUAAUGAACAACUUCAGGAGCAAGAGGAGUAUGAUGAGGAUGAAGAUGGAUAUGAGGAAGAAGAUGAAGUUCAUGAAGAUAUGCAUUUAGAGGCGAAGGAGUCUCCUGAUGUGGACAACUUUGUUUUGUGCUUCAAUGAAGGCGUUGAGGUUGGAAUGCCAAAUGAUGAAUUUGAUAGAACUUCAGGGAAUGGAGAAAGUACAUUUGUUGUACCUCAUGUUUCCUCUGGCAUUAUUGAAGAACAUGGGUCCUUUGAUGGAGUUCAUAGUGGUGAAAAAACCCUUCAACAUGUGGAUGAUUCCUCUCAGUUAGGUGUAGGUGGUUCUUCCAGAAUGUUCCAGGAAACUGAGAAGGCAAUUCAGAAUUUAGUUAUUCAGCCAAAUAACGUCCCUCAUAAUACAGCUGCUCCUGAACGCGUGGAUUUUGUGGAUGUUUCUAAUUCCGGGCCAUUGUCCCAACAUCAUGUUGCUUCUUCAGUUAGUCUUACCCCCCACCUGUUGUCUAGUCAGACUGUCAUGCCUACAGUAUCUGCAGUUCAAAAUCAGACGGAGGGGUCUGUCAAGCUUCAAUUUGGGCUGUUUUCAGGUCCAUCCUUGAUACCAUCUCCAGUCCCAGCUAUUCAAAUUGGUUCUAUACAGAUGCCUCUUCCUCUGCACCCUCAGAUUGACCCUUCUCUUGCUCAAAUGCACCCAUCACAGCCUCCUCUCUUCCAGUUUGGACAGCUAAGGUACACAUCUCCAAUAUCCCAGGGAGUACUGCCAUUGGCUCCUCAAUCGAUGUCCUUUAUUCACCCCAAUAUGCCAUCUGGAUUUUCUGUAAAUCAAAAUCCAGGAGGUCCUCAGCCUAUACAAUCUGGUCAAGGUACUACUCAGAAUUUGAAAAGUGAUGUUAUAUCAGUUACGACUGAUAACCGUCAAGGCCUUGCUUCAAGGCACUUGGAUCCAUCUCAAGGGAAUGUAUCUGAAGGGGUAAAUGUAAAUCCAAAGGCAGCACGACAAAAUGUAGAAACCACUUUUAUAGGUCAGCAGGGAGCAGCAAAAUCCUAUAUUGGUGACAGCAGAGGUAGGGCUGGAUCACUAUUUCAAGGGGAAUAUCAGGGACACAAUAAUUUCGGAGCAUCAUCUGCUCAGUCAGUUGUCAAAGGAAGAGAUAUAGGUGGGCCAAAGGCUCAUGGCCCGGUAUCUGGUGGUGGCAGAGGAAAGAAAUAUGUCUUUACAGUGAAAAAUCCGGGUUCAAGAUCAUUUCCCGAUUCCGAGCCUACCCAUAGAGAUUCUAGUGGAUAUCCGAGGAGACCUCGACGUAAUAUGCAGCGUACUGAAUUUCGGGUUCGAGCAAGUGCUGACAAAAGGCAGCAUAUUGGUCCAGUAUCAUCCAACCAUGUUGGACAUGAAGAUAAAUAUGCCCCUGUAAGAGGUUUGAGACCUUCUUUGAGAAGUGGGCCUAGAAAGGUUGGCAUGUUGAAUAAACAUUCAAGACAAAUGUCAGAGUCAGAGGGCCUGAUCCCUUGUUCAAGUAAUUCACAAGAAAUAGAGUAUGGAAGCAGGCCUGAUAAGGGUGUGGGAAAAGAUGCCUUGGCAAAGAGCCAGAAUCUCCCUCAAUCUGGAGAGGGAAACCCUAAAAGACACAUUCAUUCUGAAGAAGAUGUCUAUGCUCCUUUGCAAAGUGGAGUUGUGCGGGUUUUCGAGCAACCUGGCAUAGAGGCUCCUAGUGAUGAAGACGAUUUCAUUGAAGUGAGAUCAAAGAGGCAAAUGCUGAACGAUCGACGUGAACAGAGAGAGAAAGAAAUCAAGGCAAAAUCUCGGGUUACAAAGAUCGUAGUGCCACGGAAACCACGUUCAACUCUAAAAGGUUCCACUAUCUCUGCCAACUUGGUUAAGAAUUCUACAGUCGCAAAUGGAGAAGUAGGAAACGGCAUUCUUUCUGAUUUCGUUGGUUCUGAGGGACAUGGAUUGGCAAAUACUGAAGUAUCAGCUGGAUUUAACACCACUGUCACUCAACCACUGGCUCCAAUUGGUACUCCAGCUGUGAAAAGUGAUGGUCAGGCUGAUAUCAGAUCCCAAACUUUGAGGUCCCACCACACAAGCUCCCUAACUGUAGUAUCAGGUGGUCAAAAGAACCUUGGACGAGGCAUGAUUCUAGACAACAAGAAUAAGGUACCAGAUAAUGUUCCGUCGUCUUUGGGCUCAUGGGGUAAUUCACGGUCUAAUCAACAGGUUAUGUCCUUGACACAGACUCAACUUGAUGAUGCCAUGAAGCCUGGGCACUUUGACUCUCGUGUUGCUGUUGAAUCUCUCACUACCUCAGUUUCCAGCAUGUCGUCAUCAUCGACCUUGACAAAGGAUAAAUCGUUUUCUUCUGCUGCAAAUCCAAUAAACUCUCUACUUGCUGGCGAGAAAAUUCAAUUUGGCGCGGUCACAUCUCCAACUAUUCUACCAUCUAGCAGCCGUGCUGUUACUCAUGGAAUUGGCCCACCAGGACCAUCUCGGUCUGAGAUUCAACUCUCCAGAAAUCUUUCUGCAGCUGAGAAUGAUUGUAAUCUUCUCUUUGAGAAAGAAAAACACCCUGCUGAAUCUUGUGGUCAGUUGGAAGACUCUGACGCUGAAGCAGCUGCUUCAGCUGUUGCUGUUGCAGCGAUCAGUAGUGACGAAAUCGUUGCCAAUUUGGGUUCUUGCUCUGUCUCUGGUGCGGAUUCGAAGAGUUUUGUAGGUACUGAUAUUGAUGGAAUAACUGCAGGUGGAGCCACUGACCAGCAACUAGCCAGUCAAUCAAGGGCCACACAGUCUCUCAAUGUUUCCCUUCCAACAGAUCUAUCUGUUGAGACGGCUCCAAAUUCCCUAGAGCCACCCUUACCAAAUCAGAAUACUUUCCUUAUAACCAAUUAUGUUGUGGCCCCGUGUCCCAAGGGUGUUGAAGGUGCUGAUGUUGAUCGGAUAUCAACAGGUGGAUAUGGUGAUCAGCAAUUAGCCAGUCAAUCAAGGGCAGAAGAGUCUCUCAGUGUUUCCCUUCCAGCAGAUCUAUCAGUAGAGACCCCACCAAUUUCACUAUGGCCACCUGUACCAAGUCCUCAGAAUCCUUCGGCCCAGAUGCUUCCACACUUUCCUGGUGGCCCACCUUCCCAUUUUCCCUUUUAUGAGAUGAAUCCCAUGAUGGGGGCUCCUGUGUAUGCUUUUGGACCUCCAGAUGAAUCUGCGUCUACAAACCAAUCACAAUCCCAAAAGAACAGUGCGCCUCCUUCAGCUCCGCUUGGGACCUGGCAGCAAUGCCAUUCUGGGGUAGAUUCAUUCUAUGGUCCUCCAGCAGGUUUUACUGGUCCUUUUAUCAGUCCAGCUGGAGGCAUACCAGGUGUUCAAGGGCCACCCCACAUGGUGGUUUAUAACCAUUUCGCACCUGUUGGACAAUUUGGGCAAGUUGGCUUGAGUUUCAUGGGUACUACCUAUAUCCCAUCAGGAAAGCAGCCUGACUGGAAGCACAACCCUGCAUCUUCAGCCAUGGGUGUGAGUGAAGUGGAGAUGAACAACAUGAAUAUGGUUUCUACACAGCGUAAUCCUACUAACAUACCUGCUCCAAUCCAGCAUUUGGCACCUGGGUCACCGCUCCUUCCUAUGCCAUCACCUAUGGCCAUGUUUGAUGUUUCUCCUUUCCAGUCAUCUGACAUGUCAAUUCAAGCUCGUUGGCCUCAUGGUCCUGCUGCACCUCCUCAGUCUGUUCCUCUGUCAAUGCCAUUGCAGCAACAGGGAGAUGGUAUGAAGUUUAGCCAAGGCCAUGGUUCUGUUGACCAAGCAUUAAGUGGGAGCAGGUUCCCCGAGUCUCGAGCUUCAGCAGCUUUUGAUAAUAGUCGGAAUUUUCCUGUGGCUUCAGAUGCUACUGUUGCCCGAUUCCCAGAUGAACUGGGAUUAGUAGACCCUUCCAGCUCCGGCAGCACUGGGGCUUCAACACGGAGUGUUGGCACUAAGAGCUCAGCUUUAAGCACCAGUGGGGAUGCUAGCAAGACAGAUGUUGAUCAGAAUCUCAGUAGUAGCAGUGUUAGUGGACAAAACAACACAAGUUCUAAUGUCAAAUCUCAGCCUUCUCAGCACAAGAAUAACACAUCUAAUCAGCAGUAUGGCCAUUCCUCGUAUUAUCAGAGAAGUGGAUCCCAGAAAAAUAGUUCAGGUGGUGAGUGGCCCCACCGAAGGAUGGGGUUCCAUGGAAGGAAUCAAUCUAUCGGUGCUGAAAAGAGCUUUCCAUCCAAGAUGAAGCAAGUUUAUGUGGCUAAACAGACCCCAGGUGGUAAUUCAACGGCAUCAUGAGGACUAGCUGCUCAGAUUGAAUUUCAUCUGCAAAACCAGGACGGGUUGAAGCAUCUUUGUUUGCGAAUAAAGAAGUUUUGGUUGCUUUUUGCAGCAUCAGUAGGUGCAUGUCUAGUUUUGAGAUUAAGAUUUUGUUCAGAUAUAUUUAUAGAUGGUAGCUAUGCUAGGUUUUCCCAAUGAAGGUUUGCAUAAAUGGCAAGGGGAAAGAUUUUUUUCGGUAAAAAGGAAGGGGAGGAUGGAUAGUGUUUACUAGUAUUUAUUUCAGUUGCGGUCCAUGGGGUUUCUUUGUUUGAAUUGAACUGAAACUGUUUGUUGGCUGCAAACUGAGGCUGGUCAUUUUGUUGGGGUUUGAGUUUGAUGUACAACAAUAUUCAAUAUUGUAUCCAGAUGAACAUAUCUUUUUCCCAUUUUAGUAAUAUAUAUGGCUCUUGAUGCUUCUUCA